Molecule: messenger RNA, 3980 nt
Organism: Bacillus rossius redtenbacheri
Lineage: Eukaryota; Metazoa; Arthropoda; Insecta; Phasmatodea; Bacillidae
Gene: lap
Product: phosphatidylinositol-binding clathrin assembly protein LAP
Exons: 18
Coding region: 135-2135 (666 amino acids)
Biological process (GO): clathrin-dependent endocytosis; clathrin coat assembly; synaptic vesicle budding from presynaptic endocytic zone membrane
Cellular component (GO): clathrin-coated vesicle; extrinsic component of presynaptic endocytic zone membrane; synaptic vesicle
Molecular function (GO): phosphatidylinositol-4,5-bisphosphate binding; 1-phosphatidylinositol binding; clathrin heavy chain binding
Source: RefSeq, a predicted model, not a curated record
GUCGCCAUUUUAUCAUGUUGUAGUGUUCAAUGUACAGCUGAUCUGUCAUUGUCAAGUGGAAAUUCAGUGGUGUUGAGUGCGGGUGUAGGGGUUAUUUAGCCCCAGCCGUGUGUAUAUAGUACUAUUUAUUCAUAAUGAGUGUUAAAAUGGCAGGACAAACGAUAAACGAUAGGUUAUUAGCUGCAAGGCAUAGUCUAGCCGGCCAGGGUUUGGCGAAGUCAGUAUGCAAAGCUACGACAGAAGAACUGAUAGGCCCCAAAAAGAAGCAUUUAGAUUAUUUAAUUCACUGUACAAACGAACCGAACGUGUCCAUCCCGCAACUCGCCAACCUACUUAUCGAGAGGUCGCAGAACACCAACUGGGUGGUGGUGUUCAAGGCCCUCAUCACCGUGCACCACAUGAUGUGCUACGGCAAUGAAAGAUUCACUCAGUACUUAGCCUCCAGCAAUAGUACGUUCCAGCUGAGCAAUUUCCUGGACAAAAGUGGCGUGCAAGGCGCUCGUGUUGGUUAUGAUAUGUCUCCAUUCAUCAGGCGGUACGCAAAGUACCUGAACGAGAAGGCUUUGUCGUACAGGACUGUGGCCUUCGACUUCUGCAAAAUGAAGAGGGGCAAGGAGGACGGCACGCUGCGCACCAUGAACACGGAGAAGCUCCUGAAGACACUGCCCGUCCUGCAGAGCCAGCUCGACGCCCUGCUCGAGUUCGACUGCACCGCCAACGACCUCACCAACGGGGUCAUCAACAUGGCCUUCAUGCUGCUCUUCCGGGACCUCAUCAGGCUGUUCGCCUGCUACAAUGACGGCACCAUCAACCUCCUAGAAAAAUACUUUGACAUGAACAAGAAACAGUGCAGAGAUGCGCUGGAUCUCUACAAGAAGUUUUUGAUUCGAAUGGACAGAGUAGCAGAAUUCUUGAAAGUUGCAGAGAAUGUAGGUAUUGACAAAGGAGAUAUUCCAGAUUUGACUAAGGCCCCGAGCAGUCUGCUGGACGCCCUGGAGCAGCACUUGGCGUCGCUGGAGGGCAAGAAGGGCUCGGCCGCCAACACGCCCACUCAGACGGCAAGCAACCGAACGAAUGUAAAGUCGGCGGUGUCCGCCCUGUCCUCCACCAGCAGUGCGUUCGGCACGGCGGCGGCCAACGCGCGCCUGGACGCCCACGCCAACGGCAUCGACGAGCACCUGCGGCAGCAGGUCUUGGCGGAGGAGGAGGCCGCCAUGAACCAGUACAAGGCCAAAGUGUCGUCGCCCACGAGUGCUGCAAGCACAAACCCGUUCCUCAGCUCCAAUCAGCAGCAGCCGCAGCAGCAGCAGCAGCAGCCAAUAGUAGAUCUGUUUGGCUCCCCUCCUGCAUCUGCGACGGAGCCACCUGCCUCGAAAGCUUCGGCCGACUUGCUGCAGCUGAGUGCGAACCCGUUCUCGGACAUCUUCGCUGGCCAGGGGCAGCCGGCCGCCGGCGCCGCCCCGCCCCCUGCGGGCUCCGACCUCUGGAUGUCCAAUGGUUUCAAGUCAGCUCCUCCAGCAAACAAUGCAUUUGUGUCAGACCAGAACUUCUCUUCGGUUUUCGGAACCACUAACUCUAGUGCCUGUUUCGACGCGCUGGGGGACGUGCUCCGGCCGCUGGGGCAGACGCCUCACGCGGGCGCUGGGCUUGCAGCCGGGGGGACGGCGGCGGGGGAGCAGCCCGCGGGCCCGGGCGGGACCUCCACGGUGCUGACCGGCGACCUGGACAGCAGCCUGGCCUCGCUCGCAGAGAACCUGGCCAUCAACAAGGGCGGCCAGGUGGCGGUCAAGGGUGUGCAGUGGAACUCUCCCAAGAACGUAGCGAAGCAAGGCAUGGCUGGCUGGACUCCUCAGCCAAUGGCUGCAACCACUGGAGCUGGCUAUAGACCAAUGGGGCAGGGCAUGGCCGGCAUGCACCCUCCCGUCGCGGCCCUGGGCAUGCAGCCGCUCCCGGCGAUGAGACCCGUGGGCCAGGCGGCGCCCAUGGCCGCACCCAUGAUGGCCGGGCCCGGGAUGAUGGGGAGCCCGCGGAUGGGGGCGGCGCCCAUGUUGGUGCCGCAGCAGCCCAGCCUAGUCCCCCAGGUGGCCCCGCCGGCGAUGGCCGGUCAGCCCCUGGACCCCUUCGGUGCUCUGUGAAGGGACUGCCGCUCGCUUCAGGAGGAACUGUAUUUGAAGUUGAUCUGCUAAAUCAUCUGUAAAUAAGUCUAAAAUUAGAACGGCCAUAUCACGAGAUAAUUUCUCCACUGCAGUAUAAGAAAGGUAUGCACGAGCCUUUGAAGAGAACAGAUGUGAAAAUUAGUGAAGUUUUACACCCUACAAAAAAAAUUGCUAAUACUCGGGGUGGAGAAAUUAUUUGUGUAGCACUUGUGUAUUGAAUUUAUGAUGGACAGUAUUACAGCAGUAAGUUGUUUUGGUAGUGUACAAAAUGUGAUUUAAUGAAGUUUGUAAUUACUAUUAUGUUCUUGGUAAAACUGUUAAAUUUAAAAAAAAAUUUUGUUGGAGAACCUGUUGGACUGUUUAUUUUUACCAUUAUAGUAUAUGUACAUGUGUGUAUGAUGUAAAUCUGUAGUAGUUUGUAAAUGUACAGUAUAUAUUUAGAAUAAUUUAGUGUUGAAUAGGCAUAUUGUUUUGGAAAAAAAUUACUGCAUAGCUGUUGUACAGUUGUUUAGCUUGAGUAAGGGGGCCAGUGUGCAGAUAAACUUUGUAUGGUCAAGUUUUUGUCUUGUUCAUAUUUACCUAAUAUUGGCACGAUAAACGUGGUGACAUAAAGUAAAUGAUACUCAUUGUUUUCAGAUUUUGUUUAUUAUUGAUUGCAAUAAUAUAAUUUACAUACAUAAUGAGUGUGUUGUUAUUUUUAUAUGCAUUCGUUGUUAACUGUGAUGUCUGCUUAAAGCAUUUGUAGUCACUUGAUUUUCAUGAUUUUUUUGGCCAUGAAUGUUACUGUUUGUUAGUUAAAACUUAUAACAUUUAAUUAGUUUUGCUGCUUGGUAAAAGUUUGCAAAAAAUUAUUUCUUUAUAAUAAAUAACCUUAUAAUGGAUAGUCUGUAAAAUUUUGGAUUUUGUUUUUAUCUGUCUUAAUUCCUGUUUGACCAAGGCUAAAUGAAGGAUGGAACUGAGCGAAGUGAUUGUGCCUUUAGCGAUGAGCACUGUCCUUCAUGUAGUUGAAGGCAGUUGAGAAAGAAUCCGCCAUUAGGGCUUAACUAGCAGGCAUAAUUUAUUUUAUGGUAAAACACAUCGGUAUAGUGUGUCAAGCAAUGGAGUGGAUUUGUGUAUAUCUAGUUUGCAAUCACUGUAAAUUUAUAACCAUUCUAUCAAGACAAUAUGUAGGUUGAACUAAUACUUUGUAAAGUGUCACAAACUAUUGUAUCGUAGUUAAUAUGGCAACGUAGUUUUUCAAUUACCUAUUCCAAAUGUUUAGUAAGAAAUCAUUUGUUAGCAUGCUGUGAAUUGUCGCUAUUGUUGCACUCAAUGUUUACGUUAUAGUAAAUUAUUUGAAAGAACUUACACUAGAUUUAAAAGAUUCCAUGUCAAAUUUUGGAAAGUUCUUUUCGACACUUCGUGUAAAGUGUUAAACUUGGGGAAGGUGUAAGAGUUACAUAUAUAGUGUACGUUAAUUGAAACCUUUUGUGUACUAGAUGUUGGUUAACAUCAUGCCAGGUACUGCAUAUUUAAGUGUACCUUUAUUGGCCCUGUAUUCUUUAAACAUUCCAGUCAGUGCACCUAAUGUUAAUAAUGUGUUGACGAGAGAUGGUAGAAUGGGAUGUGUGUUGUAGGUAUAACAAAACUGUAUGCUGUUUUUGGAAUUCGUUGGGAGAUGAUAUUUUUGUUAAAUAAAAUGUUUAUAUAGACUAAAUUUAUUGAACUAUGUGUGUUGCUAUGUUAAAAUAGCAAGUUUUUUUUAAUUGUAUUUAUUGCUGGAAAUAAAGCAGAGAUUUUUGUCUGUGUAUACUGAUAAUAGAAAUACAAAUACCUCAUUACGAA